Vigna unguiculata (cowpea) is the source of this 3134-nucleotide messenger RNA. RefSeq names its product granule-bound starch synthase 2, chloroplastic/amyloplastic. The record is from RefSeq and is a predicted model, not a curated record. Gene Ontology annotation, molecular function: alpha-1,4-glucan glucosyltransferase (UDP-glucose donor) activity. Lineage: Eukaryota; Viridiplantae; Streptophyta; Magnoliopsida; Fabales; Fabaceae.
UACACUAUCAAUGGGACCCUUUCAGGUCACUAAUUUGCGGUCAUCUUAAGCUCUGGUCCAGACAAACAAACCAUCAUUGCAUGCUUUUUUUUUCCUCCGCCAUUUUCAGUUCUGAGUAACUUGUGAAAGAAAGCUCUCACCUUUUCAUCACACUCCCACUCUUUUCUUCACUUUGCUCCCACCCUUUUGCUCACCCUCGUUGAUCUCUCGUUUACGCCAUCUUGGUCUCCCCAGUUUUCGCCACAGCACUUGUUCCUCUGUUUCCACUGGCGAUGGCGUCGAUGGGUUCUGCACCCUUUCUCGUGGAAGCCAAUGCGGACUUCACUUUGAUGAUGAUGAGGAAUCUCAAGCUUUCUUCGCCUAAGUUUGGCUCUGUGAGUGGUUCAUCGUUUGGACAUUCGGGGGCAAGAGGGAGGGGGCGUGGAAGAGUGAACCAUUUGUGUAGUAGGGGUUUAUUGUGUUUGGUGGAGAAUAAUAAGCGAAUAAGAGCUUCGGGGAUGGGUUUUGGGAUGAGUGAAGAGUCAGAGAAGAUGGUUCAGGGCACAAUUGAGAAGAGUAAGCAGGUUCUUGCUAUGCAAAAGGAGCUUCUUGAAAAGAUUGCUGAAAGAAAGGAACUGGUCAAGUCAAUAAAUAGUGAACUCAGUCUUGAAGAAGGAAACGGUAUUUCAGAUGAGCACAGCAAUGAAUCCCUGUUAAGUACUGUUGAGAACCAAAAUGGUGGCACUGUUUCAAGCCAUGAAUCGUUGUUAAGUAGUGUUGAGAACCAAAAUGGUGGCACUGUUUCAAGCAAUGAAUCGCUGUUAAGUAGUGUUGAGAACCAAAAUGGUGGCACUGUUUCAAGCAAUUACGUCCAAUCUAAUGAGAAAGAAAUACCAGAUGUCUCGGUUUUAGGCAUUGAUCGUGGUAUUGAUAAAUGUGAAGAGGAUGAUAAAUUGUCUCUUGCUGAAAAGGCUUUAGCUACGCAAUAUCUUGAUGAACUGUUGAAUAGCAAUAGAUAUGAGACAAUUGCCCCUGAUACCGUUGCCCCUUAUACCGAACCAAUCGAAAUCCCAAUUGGCACCAGACCCACCAAUCAUAUUAUUGAAAUACUAGAAGGUAUGAGUGAAUCAAGUUUAGUUGAGGUUGCUAAUGAAGCUGACAUUGUUGAGAGUGAAGGUGAAAAAGCCCCACCAUUGGCUGGGGAAAAUGCUAUGAAUGUUAUAUUGGCCGCAGUAGAAUGUGCUCCCUGGUCAAAAGCAGGUGGGCUUGGAGAUGUUGCUGGAUCAUUACCUAAGGCUUUGGCUAGGCGUGGACACAGGGUUAUGGUUGUAGCACCUCGAUAUAGUAAUUAUGCUGAAGCACAAGAGAUUGGAUUACGGAAACAGUACAAAGUGGAUGGUCAGGACAUGGAAGUAACAUAUUACCAUGCUUUUAUUGAUGGUGUUGACUUCGUUUUUCUUGACAGUCCAAAUUUCCGCAAUUUACAGAAUAACGUAUAUGGUGGAAACCGAAUGGAUAUUCUAAAACGCAUGGUGUUGUUUUGCAAGGCAGCUGCUGAGGUUCCAUGGCAUGUUCCAUGUGGUGGUAUUUGCUAUGGAGAUGGAAAUCUGGCCUUCAUUGCAAAUGAUUGGCAUACUGCAUUGCUGCCUGUGUACCUGAAGGCAUAUUAUCGUGACAAUGGUUUGAUGAAGUUCACAAGAUCUGUUCUUGUGAUUCAUAACAUAGCACACCAGGGUCGUGGCCCGCUUGAUGAAUUCCGUUACACGGAUUUACCGGAGCACUACAUAGACCUCUUCAAAUUUUAUGAUCCGGUUGGAGGUGAGCACUUGAAUAUCUUUGCGGCCGGCAUAAAGGCAGCCGACCGGAUUGUCACCGUGAGUCAUGGAUAUGCAUGGGAGAUCAAAACUUCUGAAGGUGGUUGGGGUUUGCACGGGAUCAUGAAUGAGAAUGACUGGAAACUGAGGGGAAUUGUCAAUGGAAUUGACACCAAAGAUUGGAAUCCCAAGUUUGAUGUUCACCUGAAAUCAGAUGGAUACACCAACUACACCAUUGAGACCCUGCAACACGGCAAGCGCCAAUGCAAAGCCGCCUUGCAGAGGGAGCUCGGAUUGCCGGUUCGUGAGGAUGUUCCAUUACUCGGAUUCAUCGGAAGGCUGGAUCAUCAAAAGGGCAUCGAUCUCAUAGCCGAAGCAAUUCCAUGGUUGAUGGGUCAGGAUGUGCAACUUGCAAUGCUGGGAACAGGAAGGCCUGACUUAGAAGAUAUGGUUAAGCAACUUGUGUCCCAACACAGUGACAAAAUCAGAGGAUGUGUUGGGUUUUCUGUGAAGAUGGCUCACCGGAUAACAGCCGGCGCAGACAUAUUGCUCAUGCCAUCAAGAUUUGAGCCAUGUGGAUUGAAUCAACUCUAUGCCAUGAAUUAUGGAACAAUCCCUGUUGUGCAUGCUGUUGGUGGAUUGAGGGACACUGUGACACCUUUUAAUCCAUUUGAAGAAUCUGGUCUUGGAUGGACUUUUGAUUGUGCAGAAACUAAUAAGCUAAUAAACGCAUUAGGGAACUGUUUGAUGACCUUUAAGCAGUUUAAGCAUAGCUGGGAAGGGCUACAACGGCGAGGAAUGAUGCAGGAUCUGAGUUGGGACAAAGCUGCUCAGCAGUAUGAGGAGGUUCUUGUUGCUGCCAAGUACCAAUGGUGAAAAUUUGGCUUCUACUCAACCUCAGAAGAUUCAUCCAUGUGAGUGCACUCAUGGUGCUGAGUUUCAUCAAUGUGAGUGCAUUCAUGGUGCUGAGUUAUAUCAUGGUCUGUGCAAGGGAAAUGGAUUGUGUUGUUGUGGCCAAGUUGUUACAACUUUCUUGAUGCCGGUCCUGGAGGAACAUUUUUGGCCCUUAACUAAGGUUUAUGUAAUAAUCACUUGUUAUAUAUGUCAUCUCUGGCACAUCUAGUAUUGUCCUUUUUCAAUAAAGAAAGAAAAAACAAAAUAAAGAAUAGAGUAUUAGCCCUUUAGAUAGAUGAAUUCUAUACCUUUCAAUGUUGCAGUGGUGUGUCUACAACUAUGUUACAUAGCAGUAGCAGAAUAAUGAAACUUGUAGUGUGUAGAUGCUUACUUGUCUUCUUUAUAAUCAUUUUAGAAUUGAAAUAGUGUCUUUUAUUUUUGUUCUAA